ACACAACCCACCCAAUCCAAGGGGGAGGAGAAGAACGAAAUCGGCUCAUCUGUGUAUUAGUUAUAUUAGUAGUAUCAUAAGGUAGGUAGGAGGUGCUUAUUUGAUAGUUAAAUCCAAAAGGAACAAAAGAAAAGAAAAGAAAAUAAAAGAAAAGAGAAAGGAGAAAGCAGAGACUAUUAUUUGAAAGCAGAAAAUGGAGGGAUGAGAAUUAGACUCGUCGGAUGGAACAAUAUCAACAGCAACAACACGGAGGAGCUGACAUAUCGUCGAUGCUGAUGAAAGGUGGCGGCACUAGUGGCAGUGGUGGAGGAGGAGAGAAGGAGUCGUGGGGGACGUGGGAGGAGCUUUUGCUAGCAUGCGCGGUGAAGCGUCACGGCGUCGACGACUGGGAGUCGGUGGCGAUGGAAGUCCAAGGGAAGACGUCUCUCCCUCAACUCCACACCACCGCCUACAACUGCAAGCGAAAGUAUCACGACCUCCAACGCCGCUUCCACCAAGCCGACGACGAUCCUGAUCCUACUAUCCCCUGGCUCCCCCACCUCAAAAACCUACGCCUCGCUCAGCUUCGUCAGGACCUCCAUCGCUACGACGUCUCUAUCAUGUCGUUGCAGUUGAAGGUCAAGAGGUUAGAGGAAGGAGAGAAAGUCGAUGAAGACCCCAAACCAGAUCUGGAGGAACAGGACUCCAAACGACGCCCCAAGGGCCACUCUGGCUCCGACUCGGACAAGGGAAGCUGCGAGACCGUCGCCAAGAAGCGGCGGCGGCAAGAGAGAGGUGAGUCCGGAAGUAGUGAGGCGCAAAGUUCGGCGAGCUUGACGCGGAAACGACGUCGCGAAUUGGAGUCGCAAGAUCAACCUAACGAACAAGUUACGGAGAAAUCAGAGCCGUUGGCUGCCAUUCUGCAGAUGAUCCGAGCGCAUCAGCAUGGCUCUUUGUUCGAGCGGCGGCUUACAAGCCAGGAGAGUGACGAGUACAAUAGUUUAGUUCAACAGCAUGUGGACCUAGAAACAGUACAAGCAAAGCUCCAAAGCCAAAAGGAUUCCUCAUCCUACAACUCUAGUUCUACGCUCACAUUCUACCGAGAUCUCCUCCUCCUUUUCACCAACGCCGUCGUUUUCUUCCCCAAAUCCUCCAUUCAAUCCGUCGCUGCGCACCAGCUCCGCCGCCUUGUGUUGAGCGAGAUGAAGAAGAGUAAUCUUAUCACGCCUGACCCUUCAUCUGGGCGGUCAGACUCCAUGCCCUCCCAAGCAACAGUGCCAACUGUUGCCGGAGCCCCGUUACCGAAACACGAGCUUGAGAGAUCAGACUCGCUGCUUGCUAAACACAAGUCAACAACACCCAUCAUUGUCUGCCGCAAACGAAGCUCUAUCUCAUCAAAGCCUUCUACCGUUGCUCGUAAGGCUAGUGCCACCACUGAUCACCCAGCAACAGAAGCGCCACCAAAUAACAGUAAGAAGCCCUCCGAUUCAAAUAAUACCGAGGAAGAUAAUAGAUUGGCUGCUGCUGCUACAACAAAAGAGAAGCCUGUAACUGGAACCAGAAGCUCAAGAAGGACAACAACUACUCAUCGUGACAAUAAUGCCAACGCUUCCUCCGCCAAGAAAAAAGAUUCGAGCCCUGCACAAACUCCCAAAGCAGCUAAGAAGAGGAAAACCCCUGAGCCAGCGACAGCCUCAGAUAAAAAGAGAAGUGGAGCUGCAGCAGCAGCCGAUUUCCUGAAAAGAAUAAAGCGUAAUUCUCCUGCGCAGCAGAAAUCAAAAGCCAAGAGUGGGACUGGCACCAGUACAAGUAGUAGAGGUGCAGAGCAGAAGAAGAGAGGAGGUAAUAAGGCUGACAAUGUUAAGGAAAGGGUGUCAAGGCAAAGUGGUGGUGAAAAUAAGAAACAAGCGAAAGAAGAAAGCAGCCCAUCCAAGCGAAGUGUAGGAAGACCGUCCAAGAAGGCAGCCGAGACGUCAGCCGCUGCCGAUGUAGUUUCACCAAAGCGAUCCAGGGAAAAUGGGGGGAAGCAGCAGCAGCAAGAAGCGUCUAAGCAGCCCAAAAAACGAUCUAGAAGAUAAACUGGCCAGAAAAGAGAAACGUUCGUCAUGCAUGCAUGGCUAUUUCGCAGUCUUGUGUAUACUGUACAACAUUAGUGAUUCCAAGAUAGGAAUAUAUGAUAGCUUAGUGUAUUCCUAGUUUUGUUACUUUUGGCACUAGAAUAGCAAUUGUAUGACUUGAAACGUCCUUUUUCUUGUAGCUACGCUUCGCUUUUGCCCUCAUCUGUGUGUGUAAACCAUGUACAAUAGUGUUCUUGUUUAUAAUUAUGA
This is a messenger RNA of Argentina anserina (silverweed cinquefoil), 2306 nucleotides long. RefSeq lists its product as uncharacterized. The coding region runs from base 222 to 2057 and encodes 611 amino acids. The record is from RefSeq and is a predicted model, not a curated record. Lineage: Eukaryota; Viridiplantae; Streptophyta; Magnoliopsida; Rosales; Rosaceae. The transcript is spliced from 3 exons. Gene Ontology annotation, molecular function: protein binding.